Messenger RNA from Fundulus heteroclitus (mummichog), 1332 nucleotides. RefSeq lists its product as uncharacterized. The coding region runs from base 27 to 1196 and encodes 389 amino acids. NCBI's taxonomy places the organism in Eukaryota, Metazoa, Chordata, Actinopteri, Cyprinodontiformes, Fundulidae. The transcript is spliced from 3 exons. The record is from RefSeq and is a predicted model, not a curated record.
AAGAAGAAGUAAAAAGACACAAAACAAUGGAGGCGCAAACACAUCAUCCAUGGGCGAAGUUUAUUGAUUUUUAUUUUAGUAUUGGCCCGACAUAUGAAGAUAUUAAAUCGGUUCUUGGCCGCAGUCAUGGAUUUGACAUUAGUGAGAGACAUUUAAAAAGAAUUCUCAGGGCAAGGGGACUUUCUCGUCGUAAAGAAUACAGUGAACUUGCGGUCCUGGUGGAAUUCAUCAGUGAUGAACUACAGUUCUCAGGUCAGCUUCACGGGUACCGGUGGAUGUACGCAAAGUGCAGAGAGCAUGGACUACGCGUUAGGAAGGAGGAUGUGCGGUUGGUGCUGAAGGAGCUGGAUCCUAGAGGAGUGUAUUUAAGGCAAGCAAGACGCUUAAGACGACGGAGCUACUUUUCGCGAGGGCCUAACUUCAUUUGGCACAUGGACAGCUAUGACAAGCUGAAGCCAUAUGGCUUUUGUAUCAAUGGAAGCAUAGACGGUUUUUCGAGAAAAAUCAUCUGGUUUAAUGUCUAUACCACGAGUAGUGACCCAAAGUUGAUCGGUGGUUAUUACGUUGAUGCAGUCCAACGUUUGGGGGGCUGCCCUAGGAUUGUGAGAGGCGAUCUCGGGACCGAAAACGGCCAUGUUAGAGGCUUUCAGCGGUUCCUCGUCCCGAUUCAUCCAGACGGCACUGUUGAUAGCUACCUGGAGGGAGCAAGCACCACCAAUCAGAGGAUCGAGUGUUGGUGGGGUUUUCUGCCCAACCAGUGUGUGGAGUUCUGGAUGUCCUUGUUUGCAGACAUCAGAGACAAUGUAUUUUUUGAUGGCGGGUUUCUAGACAAGGCUAUCCUUCAGUUUUGUUGCAUGGGACUGAUCCAGGAUGAACUGGAUGACACUGUCCAUGUUUGGAAUGCACACACCAUCAGACCAUCGAAAAACAUCAGUGUCCCCAGUGGUAGACCCAAUGUGAUGUAUGCCUUGCCACAACUCUGUGGGACCAGAGACUUUCUUUCCCUUGUUGAAGAUGAACAUAUUCAGUUGUGCAAAGAUGAAUGUGUUUUUCGGCAGCCAAUACCAUGUGAUCCAGAUGUGUAUGAACUAUGCAACAUCUCAAUGGCGGAGUCACAUCUGACUCUACCAAGAGAUCCUUAUCAGGCUGUGAACCUGUACAGGCACCUAAGAGAGGCCAUCACUGCAGCUAUUUAAGUCAGGAAUAUUUCAAUAUGCCCUGUAGGGGAACAAUUAAUCCCCAACCAUUUUGAUAGCUGAUUAUUCAUUUAAGUUAUUUCUUUUUGUAAAAUUUCACAAAAUGUUUCUAUGUCUUAAAUGGGAAUAACUGUCA